GCAUCACUUAUUGCCAGUGACGGCGAGGGGAGCAGAAUCUCUGAACAGGUGCUCUGCAGGUGCGGUGUCACAAUGCAUAAGGGCCAGAGGAGCGCAGGAGGAAGUGCAAGAUUUUACAGACCAGUUGGAGUUGCAACAGAAAUAAAAUCUGGAUUCCUGUUCAAGUCUCCUCCCUCAAAACGACUGAAGAAGGAGAAAUCAUGGAAGAAGCGCUAUUUUGUGCUGUUCAAACUCAACGACCAGGAACAUCAACUGAGUUACUUCAAGAGGCCAGAGGAAAUGGACAGACCACUUGGAGAGAUAGACUUGUCGCAAAUCUCAAUGUUGUUUGUGAGCCCUCAAUACCACCAGAGAUGGAGCUGGGUCCAGAAGAACUUCAAGUGCUCCCCAUCCUGUGUGCUGUACAUCAGGACUACAGACCGGGACUACUUCCUUGUUGGAGAGACCAGUGAGGAAGUGGACAGCUGGUUCUCUGUCCUGUAUGAUGCCCUGAAGAACCGACCACAUAAAAUGAACAAUGCAGAGGAUUUGUCUAAUGGGCAGCGAAUAAUUGAGGUUAUUUCAAAACCACUCAUGAAGAAAAAGAAUACAGCCACUUCAGUGAAUUCAGAGCCUGAAAAGCCAUUGAUUAAAAUGCGGUCCAUGUCUGAACCCGUUUCAUGUGCUUUGACCAACAACAUUGAAAAAUCAAAGGGUGAAGAUUAUAACAGAAAACGUUCAUCAGCGCCUGUGAAUCCAAUCUAUGAUUAUCCGAGAUCCUACUUAAGACAAAUAGAAGAAAAUGGGUCACUCCAUGCCAACUGGAAUGAAUCAGAAUAUGCUACAAUGCAGGGAGGUAAAAAAAAUGGACUGAUGGCUCAAGCAGCGAACCAUGAUGUUCAAAAGAACACCACCCUCGGCAGCCGAAUGAGGUCUGAUGAUCAGAUGAUAUAUGAGGAAAUGUCUCCGUUUCAUGAGGAGAAUGACACCGAGGACAGAGAAGAAACACAUGUUUCCGACUCCAGCAGCAGCUCCAGUGCCAGCUCUCCUGUAGACAUGGCGGAUGGACAAAAUGUAUGCACACUGGAAAUAAACAGCUCUACUGAGAGCCUUGGCCCUAUUAUGCCAGAAGAGAGAGAUAUCAAGGUCAAGCAGGCAGAUUUGAAAAAACACCUGACACUAACAGAAGUGGAUGGGAAACCAAGUGUGUCAUUGUGGACAGGCCAGCCACAAACAGUGUGCCUGUUCCACAGAGGAGACCAAAUUAUGGCAAUUAAUGACCUGCAUGUCAGCAGCGUGGAUGAGUACAACAUGUUUAUCAGCAAGUCACUCAAGAGCGAGAUAAAACUGACCAUCCUACGUCUACCUGGAUGCCAGCCUCUGCAUUCCCCAAACUGCCAAUGUACUGAGUGACUGGGAACAGACUGUCAGAGAUGAGACAGUGACUUCUUUUGUCUUGAGUGUUUUUAAAAGAUUCUUUGAGGCACCUCCUGUUUUCAUUUGGUGGAAUCAUGCCAGAUUACACAACAGUAUUUUCCAAGGUUGUGGCCAAUUCCCAUUGAUCUGACACUCUAACCUUUCGUUUACUUUACUGAAAGUAUAGACAGAAAACUUAAUGUGAAGAUACAGGUUAUAAAUGAAGG
Monopterus albus (swamp eel) is the source of this 1622-nucleotide messenger RNA. Its product is annotated as pleckstrin homology domain-containing family S member 1. The transcript is spliced from 17 exons. Lineage: Eukaryota; Metazoa; Chordata; Actinopteri; Synbranchiformes; Synbranchidae. The coding region runs from base 73 to 1392 and encodes 439 amino acids. The record is from RefSeq and is a predicted model, not a curated record.